AUGGUUCUCGAGGCGGUCAUGGUUGUCGUUGACAACAGCGAGAGCAGCCGCAAUGGCGACUACCAGCCCACGCGAUUCGACGCUCAGACGGAUGCCACCAGCACACUUUUCCAGACCAUCACCAACGGCAACCCAGAGUCGUCAGUCGGGCUGAUGAGCAUGGGUGGCAAGGGCCCCGAGGUUCUCGCCACCUUGACGACGGAGCACGGCAAGAUCCUUGAAGGUCUUCACCGGACAAAGAAGAAGCUCGGAGGUUCAUCUCACCUCAAGACGAGCAUCCAAGUUGCAUCUCUCGCUCUGAAGCACCGACAGAACCGGUCGCAGCGUCAACGGAUAAUCGUCUUUGUCUGCUCGCCCAUUGCCGACGAGCAAAAGGAGCUUGUCCAGCUAGCCAAAAAAAUGAAGAAGGGCAACACAACGGUCGAUUUUGUCCUGUUCGGCGAGCACGACGAUGAGGAGACGCAGAAGAAGCUCGAGGCCUUCAACGAGGCUGUCAAGGGCAGCGAAGGUUCACACCUGGUCGUCUUCCCCCCCAGCAGCAAGCUUCUUGGAGACCAGCUCGUCUCCAGCCCCAUCCUCCUGGGCGACAACGCUGACGGGCCCGGCGGUGCCGGCGGCGAGGGCUCCGGUGGUAACGAAGACUUUGAGUUUGGCAUCGAUCCGUCGCUCGAGCCCGAGCUUGCCCUGGCCCUCCGCAUGAGCAUGGAGGAGGAGAAGGCCCGCCAGGAGAAGAAGGCCAAGGAGGAGGAGGAGGCUGCCACCAAGGCCUCACUCGGAAACGUCAAGGAGGAGGACGAGUCCGCCGGUGGCCCCAGCGGGAGUAGCAAGGACAAGGACGAUAAGAUGGACACGUCCUAG
Messenger RNA from Geosmithia morbida, 858 nucleotides. Its product is annotated as 26S proteasome regulatory subunit N10. Bases 1 to 858 code for a protein of 285 amino acids. Gene Ontology annotation, biological process: proteasome-mediated ubiquitin-dependent protein catabolic process. Gene Ontology annotation, molecular function: polyubiquitin modification-dependent protein binding. Gene Ontology annotation, cellular component: cytosol; proteasome regulatory particle, base subcomplex; nucleus. The transcript is spliced from 2 exons. NCBI's taxonomy places the organism in Eukaryota, Fungi, Ascomycota, Sordariomycetes, Hypocreales, Bionectriaceae. The record is from RefSeq and is a predicted model, not a curated record.